CUGCUCGUUCUGGCCCGUGGUGUCGACACGAUUAUCGCCAUUGAUGCGCCUGCGGACACCUCAGACAACUUCGCUGCAGGCCUCGACCUCAUCUCGACGCAAGCGCGAGUCCAGCUCUUCCCAGGAACGUACUUCUUCCCGCCCGUGCCGAACACCACGGACGUCUACCUCUCCCAAAAUCUAACGCGUCGCCCGACGUUCUUCGGAUGCAACAGCUCUGCGGCAAGCGACGAGCCUUUCGUCAUAUACAUCGCGAACGGCGGACCGCCCCUCGGGCAAGCCCCGGUGACCAACACGCCCACGUUCCAGCUGGAGUACUCGAACGGCGAACUCGGGGCGAUGUUGGACCAGACGUUCGAUAUCGCCACCCAGGGCAUUCCCUCUGAAACGCCCAGAGGGCCAGAGAAGGAUCCCGACUGGCCUGCGUGUCUUGCGUGUGCCAUCACGGACCGUGCUAGGCGCACGAUUGUCGCGUCGAGGAGUGGGAUCUGUGAGACCUGCAUGGCGAGGUAUUGUUGGAGUUGA
Dichomitus squalens LYAD-421 SS1 is the source of this 525-nucleotide messenger RNA. Its product is annotated as FabD/lysophospholipase-like protein. The transcript has 3 exons. Gene Ontology annotation, biological process: glycerophospholipid catabolic process. NCBI's taxonomy places the organism in Eukaryota, Fungi, Basidiomycota, Agaricomycetes, Polyporales, Polyporaceae. The annotation marks the transcript as partial. Gene Ontology annotation, cellular component: cytosol. Gene Ontology annotation, molecular function: A2-type glycerophospholipase activity. The record is from RefSeq and is a predicted model, not a curated record.